Messenger RNA from Sturnus vulgaris (Common starling), 510 nucleotides. It is a transcript of the gene YBEY, whose product is annotated as ybeY metalloendoribonuclease. Lineage: Eukaryota; Metazoa; Chordata; Aves; Passeriformes; Sturnidae. The record is from RefSeq and is a predicted model, not a curated record. Gene Ontology annotation, molecular function: metalloendopeptidase activity. Gene Ontology annotation, biological process: rRNA processing.
AUGAGCGUGGCGCUGCGGAACGUACAGCGCGCUGUGCCCCUGCGCCGAGCUCCGCUCCGCCGCACCGUCUGCGCCCUGCGCGCCGCCCUGGGCGCCUCCCGCUUCGACGUGGGGCUGGUCUGCGCUGGCAACGCGUUAAUGCAGCGUCUGAACGGCGACUACCGACACUGCCCGGAGCCCACCGACGUCCUCUCCUUCCCGUUGCACCAAGUGGCAGCGGGAGAGCUGCCGCGGCCGCGCUGCCGCGACGAGUACAACCUGGGGGAUAUCUUCCUGGGGGUGGAAUACAUCCACCAGCAGUGCCGCGAAACCGGGGAGGAUUUUGACGAUAUUCUAACGGUGACCGCAGCCCACGGAUUGUGCCACUUGCUCGGCUACCGGCACGACACGAAACCCGAGUGGGAGCAGAUGUACCAGAAGGAAGCGCAAAUCCUGGAGGAGCUGAAUCGCCUCACAGGCUCCCGCCUGCGGCCCCUCACCGCCGGCCUCUUCUAAGAGACCGAGAGGGGC